GGGUUGUCUCCGCCCCCGGAGGAGGAGGUCCUACUGUGAGUGCAUCAACGUGCGCCUUGCAGAUGGCGGCAGCCAGAUUACCGCCGGGUGUGCUAAACCUGAGACAGUUUGUGCAUCGACAGAAGGUUCUGAGUUUGUACAGGAAGAUAUUGAAAGUGAUUCAUCAGAUUCCAAAUGAAGGAGAUAAACAAUAUCUUAAGAAUUGGGCAAGACAUGAAUUCAAACAGAAUAAGAAUGCGACAGAUGAAGAUGCAGUGAGAAUGAUGCUCACUCAUGGAAAUAUGCAACUUAAGGAGCUAGAGAAAAUGCUUCAAUUAGCCAAAUAAAGAAAAAAAAAGCAGAGAUGGUUAAGAUUUUCCAGAACACUUACAUGGACCCGCUGAUACCUGUUCGGAACAUCUAUUCUGGGCUUUGAAGAAAGUCUUCCAUCAAUUUGCCAGUAGUGAUUCCGUCACGUCACUUACAAUGAAACUGUUAGAAUGAAUUAAAGUUGCAUUUUCCAGCAAAUUGAUUUUAAGAUGUUUGGGUAAUAUUAUAUGAUUCAUGGUGUGUAAGAUCAAAAUGUAACAUUUUGGAAAGUGAAUGUAAUGAAAUACACUGGAAUAGGCUAUAGACUACUUUGUGACCCGUAUAACCUCUUUACAGUUGGGUGCAGUUAAUCAUUGAAGAUAUCCAGCUUAUGAAAGGCUGCUCCUUUUGUAGUAUUUACAUAAACAAAGUCUAAGCACUGGUUUCUUGUACUGUUUGGGAGAGUAAAGAAAGUAAUUGUAUAAAUUGUAAUUAUGCAGUGAAAAUUUCACUUCGUGUUAAGUGCAGUGAUUUUCAGACGAAUUCUCCCACUUGGAUCCUUAUUUGGUGUCAGUUAUCACUGCCUGUUUAUGAACACACUUACUUACUCGAAGUGGAACACACUGAAAGGUCACUGGAAUCGAAACAUUAACUUUGUUUUUCUUCCCGCAGAUGCUGCCAGACCCACUGAGUUUCUCCAGCACUUCUUGUUUUUGUAUCUCCAGUAGUUGCAGUUCUUUGUUAUAUUAUACUGUUGCUGUUUUUAAAAUGUUGAGGCUCUGUUUAUCCACAACCAUUUUUCAUGGGUAGUCUGAAAGAUAUUUGUGAUUAUACGGAGGCCACUAAGAGGGUAUAUUAUUUAAAAGAAAUGCUUAAAGUAAAAAUAUUAGUGUUUUA
Chiloscyllium plagiosum (whitespotted bambooshark) is the source of this 1185-nucleotide messenger RNA. It is a transcript of the gene lyrm2, whose product is annotated as LYR motif containing 2. Gene Ontology annotation, cellular component: mitochondrion. The record is from RefSeq and is a predicted model, not a curated record. Lineage: Eukaryota; Metazoa; Chordata; Chondrichthyes; Orectolobiformes; Hemiscylliidae.